Molecule: messenger RNA, 1899 nt
Organism: Syngnathoides biaculeatus (alligator pipefish)
Lineage: Eukaryota; Metazoa; Chordata; Actinopteri; Syngnathiformes; Syngnathidae
Gene: ube2wb
Product: ubiquitin conjugating enzyme E2 Wb
Exons: 6
Coding region: 589-978 (129 amino acids)
Source: RefSeq, a predicted model, not a curated record
GCACAAAUGACAGCGGCCCCAAGUUGAUCGUGUACCUACUUUAGUCCACACUGUUUGGGCUUUUUUUGCUUCGCCGCGUCAUGAGCAUAUCACGGCUUUUAUUUGGAGUGGUCAUGACGUCAGUGGAAACGCGGUGACAUAAUUCGACUUAAACUGUAGAAGGUCCGGCGGCGCUUCGCUUUUGCUAGCAUUACUCCCAAACCUUAGCACAUUAUCACCAACAGCACCAGCCAGCGCAGAAACCAGUUAGCCAAGGCGGAUAUAUCCAUACCCUACUAUGGAGUUUUCCCAUUUUACACUCGGAUACAACAACAAUUAUGAUGGCGCAAGUUGCAAUUAAGGGUUUGUUCAACUAAAGGAGGGCCGAUCCGGUAGUGUUCGGCUGAGUUAGCUUGUGAGGCGGUGCGCAGGUUGACCUGUUCUAGUUUGCUUUUGAGCUGAACAGGUGCAUCGCUUCCACAGGAACAACUACACAAGACUGGUUCGGUUAUUCUGACCGGAUAAAGACCAGGAUACACCGAAUGACAAUGCUUGUAUAAACGGCUACAAAAGGAAUUAUUAGCCCUGCAACAUGAUCCACCCCCAGGAAUGACGCUAAAUGAAAAAAGUGUACAGAACACCAUAACACAGUGGAUCGUUGACAUGGAGGGGGCCCCCGGCACACUUUACGAAGGAGAGAAAUUUCAGCUCCUCUUCAAAUUUAGUAGUCGAUAUCCUUUCGAUUCACCUCAGGUAAUGUUCACAGGGGACAAUGUACCUGUCCACCCUCACGUGUAUAGCAACGGUCACAUCUGUCUAUCCAUCCUGACGGAAGACUGGUCACCAGCCCUCUCUGUGCAAUCUGUUUGUCUUAGCAUUAUUAGCAUGUUGUCCAGCUGCAAAGAAAAGAGACGACCUCCUGACAACUCUUUUUACGUAAGAACGUGUAACAAAAAUCCAAAGAAGACAAAAUGGUGGUAUCACGAUGAUACUUGCUAAUGUAUAAAGUUUGUAAUAAUCACAGAAGAAGUCCUACUGACCUACGUGAAGCACUUUUUAAUCAUUCAGUCUCUGAACUCUGACCUUUGACUGGAACAAUGGACAGACACCAAUGCUCUGGAGGCUCUUGACUGCAUUCCCCCCACCUGCUGGGCAGUUUGAUGCAUGUUGUAGUCAGUAAUAUAAAAAAAAUGGAAACCCAUGAACUGUUUAGAUGCACCCGAGAUGGAUCUUUUUUCUUUUGGAAGGGGGGAAUAGUAAUGCAGUAUGCAAGGUGUAUUUUUGUGUAUUUUCUGUUUUUAAAAAUGACUUGUUACAUUUUUGCGUGUGGGCGUCAAGGUCCUUGUCGUGUGCAAUAAUAACCAACGGAUGGAGGUAUGCUUGGCCCUACAAAGGAGUUAUCCGAAUGGAUUUCGGGAAGGGACCUGCUCGUAAACCCAAGAAAAUUCUUCUUUUUUUUUUUUUUUUGAAUCACAUUACAUGCACUGAGAGUAUGUUGUUAAGAGGCACUGUUACAUCAUCAUUCCCCUGACUUUAGGCAGGUCCCUACUCAUUAGUUUCAGUUCAUCAAGAGUCAACAAAAUGGUCAACGUUUGUCGAGGGUGGUUCUGCUGGUACACAUGGCAACAGAACACGUGUGGCAUUUGGUCAAACUCUUAAGAUAUGAUAUGUGUCAUGGUUCGCUCUGCGUCCAGUCUAAGAUACCCUGGUCCUCAUUUAAAGAUUGUUGUGUUUUUCUUUUAACUUUUUUUGUGCUUCUAAAAUGUCUAGUUCUUUUUGUACUGUUUUGGGGGUGGGGCUGUUUGGAUGGCCAACUACAUUUUUGAUUGUGAUAUAUAGGUAUAUAUAUAUACAUAUGUUCUAUUUAAUUUAAUGUCCACAAUGGUAGAGAAUGAGAAGUCUACACAGCAGUAAUGACAA